CGUAUAUAUACAGGGAGUUCACUGAAGCACCGCUGAAUAGGUUCGUCGCUUAAACCGCACAAAUAAUUGAGUUAUGUCCUCUUUGAAUAUGGACAAUGCAGUAAACCCCUCCUCUGGUCACGUCCACUACUAUGAUGAUCUCGGUCACUACCGGGACAAUUGUCCUCUUCAAACGCUACCAGGUGCUGCCUCUGACAUGAGCUCCUACCAGCUGCGCAACACCUUAUCCCGGCUUCAGCGAGUCGUGGUCCAGGCCAGUGAUCCUAUGUACAAGAAGCUCACUCAGGACUCUUUACAGAAGAAGGCUCUCCGCCUGAUGAAGAAUAGGUGGAAAGCGGGUCGGGAAUGUCGGCAAAGAAAGAAAGAGUAUCUGAUGCGUCUGGAGAAUCGAGUGGCUGAUUUGGAGAAACAAAACCAAGCUCUUCUUGAGGAACUUCAUGCUUUGAGAGGCUCCCAGGGAAACAGUGAAACAGUGAUAGUGGAGUGACACGACCUUGAAGGACACCGCCGUCAAGUGUCUGCAGGUCAUCCGUCUCCAUGUACUCCCUGUGCCUGUGUGGGUUUUCUCCGGGCACUCCGGUUUUAUCCCACACCGCCAUAUUUGAACUUGUGAUUAUGUAUCAUUUUGCAAUGUAGUGUGUGGUUUUGUCAACAUUCUUAAGGGUGUGAAUAGCUCUAUGUUGGUGUUCUGAAAUAAACAGUUUACAAAUAGAGUUCGGGGUAUGCCAUCACUUUUAAGUGUGUUGUGUGGUGAGCAUGAUGUUGUGGCGGUAAGUGCCGUUCCCUCACUGCAAGAAGGUCAGAGGCAUUAUCCCAGCUUCUCGGGGAUUUAUGGGAUCUUAUGACCUUUAUGUGUUGCAUUUGCCCACCAGUGGGCACUGUCUCCUCUAAAGUCACAAUGAAGCCUCACUUUUUUUUAUCUGAGUCCUACCUACUGACCUUUAAAUGAGGGUACAUCAUGAUUUGCCUUAGCUCAGUGCCUUAUUAUCAAUGCACAUCAUUUCUUUAUUUCAUAUGUUAUCGGACUAUUCAUUUCCACCUGAGUGAGUCUUUAUUUUCCUUUGAAGUACGUUUUAUUCAAUGAAGGAUUCUUUGGCACAUUUUUCUGUUCACUCUGUCCUUGAAUCUGCAUUUUCUUGCACCUUGUUUCUGUCUCUUGUAUUACUUUUUUAACCUACGAUGCUUUAUCUAUUUAUGAUAAAUGUGAAUCUUUCUCCCACAGUCUGGACUCAAUAAUCUGGCUUACUACCUCUGUACUCAACCAACUACAUGCAUUUGUGUUUAUUAUUCAACAAAAUUGGACACGUUUUCCAACAAAAGACUUUUCAAAUGUUUAAUUUAAAUCCAUGUUUGCUCUUCAAGGCUUCAAGCUCCUCCACCAAAGCCUCGUUCUCCUUUUGGAGCUUGGCAGCACGAGAUUCGAGGGUUUCAAUGUACCUUUUCUUCCGUUGCCGAAACUCUUGAACAGCUUUCCUGAACAAAAAAAGUUGUUCAGGAUCAUUGACGUGAAUAAAUACA
Molecule: messenger RNA, 1518 nt
Organism: Synchiropus splendidus (mandarinfish)
Lineage: Eukaryota; Metazoa; Chordata; Actinopteri; Syngnathiformes; Callionymidae
Product: cAMP-responsive element modulator-like
Exons: 4
Coding region: 74-487 (137 amino acids)
Biological process (GO): regulation of transcription by RNA polymerase II
Cellular component (GO): nucleus; transcription regulator complex
Molecular function (GO): RNA polymerase II cis-regulatory region sequence-specific DNA binding; DNA-binding transcription factor activity, RNA polymerase II-specific
Source: RefSeq, a predicted model, not a curated record